Molecule: messenger RNA, 547 nt
Organism: Limanda limanda (common dab)
Lineage: Eukaryota; Metazoa; Chordata; Actinopteri; Pleuronectiformes; Pleuronectidae
Gene: dctpp1
Product: dCTP pyrophosphatase 1
Exons: 1
Coding region: 50-547 (165 amino acids)
Biological process (GO): nucleoside triphosphate catabolic process
Molecular function (GO): nucleoside triphosphate diphosphatase activity
Source: RefSeq, a predicted model, not a curated record
GAGCAGGUUGUUGACAGACGGAGAAACUUGUCUCAAACUUUUUAAAAAGAUGAUGGCUACUAGCGGAAACGACUGUGGAGUCAAAGAUGGCGCCCCUGCGGUGAACGGAGCCGGACCGGAGGCUUCACCGAGCCCCAAGCCGCUGAACAGAGCCCCGGGACGGCCAGGGGGCUUCACCUUCACCCCGCAGCCCACCAUCGAGGACAUCCGGCGGCUGCAGGCCGAGUUCACGGAUGAGCGGGACUGGAACCAGUUCCACCAGCCCCGGAACCUGCUGCUGGCCAUGGUGGGCGAGGUGGGCGAGGUGUCCGAGCUGUUCCAGUGGCGUGGCGAGGUGGCCGAGGGUCUGCCCGGCUGGAGCGAGGCGGAGCGAGAGCAGCUGGGCCAGGAGCUCAGCGACGUGCUCAUCUACCUGGUGGAGCUGGCGGAGAAGUGCCGGGUCGACCUGCCCCAGGCCGUGCUCCGGAAGAUGGCCCUGAACCGGCUCAAGUACCCGGCCAGCAAGGUGCACGGCUCGGCCAAGAAGUACACCGAGUACCAGGACUGA